ACCUUCUCCCAAUGCACCCAAUAUCACGUGUAAGGGUAAGUUCCACCUGUGGUGGGGGGAUAGCGUCAACCGCGACGAGGAAUAUUCCUGCAGGUUGGCUCGCUAGUUAGUUUCGCGGUAGCGUGCAUGUACAUGCGCAGGGGUGUCACUGUAUUGAAACAAAUUCGCUCGUGCAGACACCGAGAGACCCCACAGCCGUUUUCCUCGGGCGCUCGAUACGCGCGCGCGCGAAACGAAUCGACUUCUACCAUAGUAUCGUCACAGUUCUCGUCGAAGACGUUCCGUGAUUUUGCACCCUUGUCGAACUCACAACUAAUCGAACACGAGGGUGUACCUUACCUACUUUCCUUCGUUUUCGUUUCCGUCUUUCUCUUCUCUCCCUUCCAGCUACAACCUUUUAUUUCCUUCUCACCUAUUCCUAUUCGUGCUCGUAUAUGCACCAUUCAUUUUCUAUUCUCAUUGCAGCCCCAUAAAUCCGACACCUUCUCGCACCGCUGGUUACAUUCCUCCUCUUAUGCCAGUUUUCGACGAUUCUCGGGCAAAACAGGCUGCAAUGGCUCGCGAGUGGUGUGCAAAGUGACCAGAAGUAAACUUGUUUUAUUCGUCCCGUUGUAUAUUUCCCUUGGUACCACGUAUCCCGAUUGGAAUUUCCGAGUGCGAUGCGAGUAACCUCGGUGUCGUGUGCGAGCGAUAUCCAGGAGCUGCUGCAGGAUAGGCCAGAUUAGAGGCCUCUGUUUACCCUUCUCUCUCUGCACGCUGUCACUUUCCAUACACCUCUCCUUCUCUCGCUCCCUUCAGUCGAAACGCGUCAUAGCAACACGAUCGUCAUCGACGAAAAAAGAACCUAUAUACACCCUCUGCGACACACAUUCACGCCGAUUCGCCCUUUGACCCUCGACAAACGAACAAAGCGUGGUCCCAUGAGCGUGGAAUGUUCGAUACACAGAACGAUGCGUUCGCUGCGGUCAGGUUCAUGGCGAAUCGACGCCGAGCCCGUUCCCAACUGAGAGAAUCGAAGCGUGGAAGCCUCGCAACGAUGAAAGCUACGAAUUUCGGUAAGCGGUGGACCCAGAGAUUCCAAUGAUACCCUCGCAAGCUGGCCGUGAGGAAUGCAAAGCUUCUCAGAAUCCUCCGAGUAACGGCUCCGAGGACAAUGGCUUCACUAAUCGACCUCGAGUGGCGGGCCUGUACGCGAACCUCUCCAGAGAAGAGCUCGUUCGGUUCUCGGCCGGAGAGGGUGCUCGAUCCAGAGACAUUCUCGACAAGUCGCCCCAGGAGAUAGGCAGCCAGCGAAGUCUGAACCUACCCACGGAGGAAUUCGAGCUCCUCGAUCGCUCUAGAAUCGGAAUAUCGAGAACACCUCAGCCAUCGAGGAGAGGAGAGUUUCGUUACGAGCCUAGGACCACGUUCAACGAGUUCUCGAGACGGGAACAUGGAUCCAGAGACCACCAGGCUCAGGACGAACGCGGCAGGCUCGAGUGUCGCUCCUUUAGAGAGUCCGUCCUCGAGUUUCCGCGCGACCAAGAGGCCUCGUGGCAGGAUGCGACCAGAACCGAUCCCAGAAUAUCCACUAACGAUUACAUCCUGAAGAAAGAUGCAUCUUCCUCUCGAGCUUCAGCCUCUGCCUCCAUCCUGGUCUCCCCCGCGAGCGAGACCAGCGAGUCCUCGCCUCCGGAUGUUGACAAGCCCCCUCAGUACGAGUACGACAACGAAACCCCCUCGCCGAUUUUCCUCAGCUACCCUCUCGCGUCCUAUGCCGAAGAGACGAAACAUAAACAAUCCAGAGGAUCGAUCCUGGACGCCGAACUCGAGUUUACGAUGUACGAGGAUCAGUUGAGACUCCAGGAUAGGUUUAAAGCGGAGUCAGAGAAAGCUUCCGCGUCUCCAGGCUCGACUUCAUUGAGACAGAGAAGACGCAAGGAUGAUCCUGAUGCGGAUAUCGAGACGUCGGAGGGCCCUUCGAGGUCUACGGUCGCAAGGUUGAGACCUCCUCUGAUCGCCACUGCGGGAGCCUCUGCUGAUUCCGGAACAGGCGACAGCGGAAGCGCGGAGAUCCAGGUGGAUCCUCCGGGGACACCUAAGGUGAAUCCUGAGGAGGUUUUGGGGAGGAAGCUGGCCAGCGAGGGGGAAAACGGGGGGAAGGCGGCCAGGACGCCGACUGGACACAAGCAGACGGUGAAGUUGUUCACGAAGGAGAGUCUGGAUAGGUUGGAGAACAGGACUGUCCAGCUGGUGAGGGACUAUGGGUUCCAACCGAAGAGGAGGAUGUCUGUUGAGGAUGGCGCGGUGCUUCCAAAUAAGUUUGAGCCUUUUCCGACUGAGCUGUACGGCAGGCCCCUGGAGGAGAUUGAUAAUUUUAUUUAUGACGAGACGUUUUGCGUGGUGUCGAAGAGGUUCCGUAAGAACUACAUUCACAGAUUCACAGCGACGAACAGCUGGUUCAUAUUUUCUCCAUGGAACCCCAUAAGACGUUACUGUAUUUUUCUGAGCACGAACCAGUACUUCGAUUACGUGGUUAUGGCUACGAUAAUAUUAAAUUGUGCCUUCCUCGCUAUGACGGAGACCAUCGAGGAAGCCGAAUAUAUAUUCCUAGCUAUAUACACAGCCGAAAUGGUAAUAAAAUCCAUAGCUAAGGGAUUCGCCCUGAACAAGUACACUUAUCUGCGAAAUCCAUGGAACUGGUUGGAUUUCGUGGUGAUCACUAGUGGAUACGCUACCAUAGGCAUGGCCGUAGGAAAUUUAGCUGGGCUGAGGACCUUUCGAGUACUGAGAGCCCUCAAGACCGUUUCAAUUAUGCCUGGCUUGAAGACCAUCAUCAACGCAUUGUUACAUAGUUUUAAGCAGCUUGCCGAAGUGAUGACGCUCACGAUCUUUUGUCUUAUGGUUUUCGCGCUUUUCGCCUUGCAAGUUUACAUGGGCGAACUACGAAAUAAAUGUGUAAAAAGUAUAGAAUCUAAUAAUACUCAAGUCGAUUGGAAAGAGUGGACUUGGAAUUCAUCCAACUGGGCAUUCGACGAAGACGAGGAGCCAAUAAUCUGUGGUAACGCAACCGGUGCAAGACACUGCAACGAAAGCUACAUUUGCCUUUGCGUGGGCCCGAAUCCAAACCACGGGUACACAAACUUUGACAAUUUUUUGUGGUCGAUGCUCACCACCUUUCAAUUGAUCACUCUGGAUUACUGGGAAGAUGUCUACAAUAAGGUAUUGUCGGCGUGCGGACCUAUCAGCGUCUCGUUCUUCACGGUGGUCGUGUUUUUUGGCUCGUUUUACUUGAUCAACCUCAUGCUCGCCGUAGUUGCGCUUAGCUACGAGGAGGAAGCUGAAAUUACAAAUGAGGAACGAAGGAAAGAUUUAACCGACCAUCGCGAGGACUCGACGUUUAGUUUCGACCCGACAAGAAUCAAUGUAAAGACUCUUGCUAAAGAGAAACAGAAGAAAUUGGAUGCGAGGAAAGGUGUCCUUCUGAGUAGUUACACGCGCAAGAAGGUACGCAGAAGAAGACGUGGAAGAAGUAAUGCUGGUUCCAGUAUACCUGGCCAAGACAAGACUGGAUCUGUACAGAGCAGAUCCGUGACGCCGAGCCCGAGUCCCAGCCCAAGGCAUUCCAGUGUUCGACCAUCUCAUCUACUCCUGCACAAUGUCAAUCCUCAAGCAGCGGAGAACAACACUGUCCACAGACUAGCGCCCAAUCGCGGAAUGCUCCACUCCAGGCAGGCAAGUAACAACAGUAAUCAACAAUCGUCGUUAGACGACUCCGGAGUGGUGGACGACCACGACGGUGACGAUGUCGCAAGCGUGGAUGAGCACGACAAGCAGGAUAACAAAGAAUCGAAGACGGAUUGGCAGGAGAAUUCGUUCGCUAACAACAACACGGAUAUUGUUGUCGACCCUAGUACCAAAGGCUCGGGAAGGACUGACGUAGAUGCCGAAGGUGAAAUGGGCAGUGGACGAGAAAAAUCAAUAGCCACGCGUUCUGGAUACAUUCGAGCGCCCAUCAACGUUCCUGCUUCCCUUGGCGCUGGGACCACUCGGGAAAUUAGGGUGUUCAAGUGCAACGGUGUCAAAACGAAGAAACAAAUGUACACCUUACCGCCAGAAUAUUUAUCGCACAUUGUUAUUUUAGAUGAUCUUCCAGACAGAAACUGCGAAAAGUGCAUGCAAUGCUGCGUAGACUACGAAGGCUGGCUACGCUUUCAGAAUUCUCUAUACAAGGUAGUGAGAGAUCCGCUAUUUGAAUUGACAAUCACACUGUGCAUCGUCCUGAACACUGGCUUCCUGGCGAUGGAGCACCACGGGAUGAGCGAGCCCAUACGCCAGGCGCUCAACAUCGGCAACAAGGUGUUCACCAGUAUCUUCACCUUCGAGUGCUUGCUGAAAUUAUUAGCCUUGAGCAAAGACUUCUUCGCAAACGGUUGGAACAAUUUCGAUUUGAUAAUAGUAUCAGCGUCCCUGAUAGAUCUCGCCUUCGAACUGGUGGACGGUCUCUCCGUGAUACGCGGUUUAAGGCUCCUGCGAGUGUUGAAACUGGCGCAGUCCUGGACGACGAUGAAGGUCCUUCUCAGCAUUAUCAUUUCUACGAUAGGCGCCCUUGGUAACCUCACCUUGGUAUUGGUGAUCGUAAUUUACAUAUUCGCCGUGAUCGGCAUGCAGUUGUUCAGCAAAGACUACACUUUGGACAAGUUUUAUCCAGAUCCUGUACCUCGAUGGAACUUCAACGAUUUCUUUCACUCGUUCAUGAUGAUAUUUCGCAUACUGUGCGGCGAGUGGAUCGAGCCGCUGUGGGACUGUAUGAGAGCCGAGAAAGAGGACGGAUUCGGUGCUUGCUUCGCCAUAUUUCUACCAGCUUUGGUGAUGGGCAAUUUCAUGGUCCUGAAUCUCUUUCUCGCGUUGUUGCUCAACAGUUUCAAUUCCGAGGAAUUGAAGCAGAAGAAAGAGGAGGUUGGCGAAGACUCGAAACUCGCGAGGUCGUUCGACCGUAUUCGCUCGAUUAUGCGGAAGAACAAGUGCUCGCGGAUGGCCCAAGGCGCGAUAAAGGCGAAAGGACGGGAUCCUCAGUUGGAGAAGGUGGUUCGACGGAUAAUAGACAGGUCGGACAACGAGACCACGUACGCCAUUCAAGAGACCGUGCUCACUCUUCCGAAAGACAACGUUUACAAUAGAUCCUAUCAAGAAAGUUUGAAUCAACCCGUGUUUUCUUACGAUCCUACGUACGCUCAGUCCCAGUUGAAGGACGACGAAACCGACGAAAGCAAUUCCAUCAUCGACAAGCAGUCCGAGUCCCAAGAAAGCAAUCCAGAGGAAUGCCAGGAUCUCGAAGUGACCAAGUACUCGUCUCUAAGCAAAGCGCCUGUGGAGGAGAGGACUGCGAUGUUGCAUCAGGAGGACCCCUUUCUCAAACCUGAGGAACGUGUACCGAAACGACCGUGGCACGCGCUUGUUAGCUACGUCGAUGAACUCACCGUUGGCGGUAGAAGAGACUGCAAAGGGAAGUACCUAGAUGGGUUGGGAUCAUUCCCGGGUUUUGGAAGGUCCAAUCGACGGAAGGAACCUCAAGACUGUUUUCCACGGCAGUGCUAUCAAAAAUGUAGCUGCAUCGACAAAUGCGUCGCAACGGCCAUCGGCAAAAAAUGGAUAAAACUUCGCACAGUGGUUCUCUCUGUCGUUGACACACCCGGAUUCGAAUGGAUGAUUUUAAUAUUAAUUUUCGCAUCUUCCAUAACGCUCUGUUUCGAAGAUAUAUACCUAGAUGACAAUCCCUUUUUGAAGAGAAUUCUCUAUUGGACCAAUCUUGGCUUCUGCGCGCUUUUCAGUAUUGAGAUGCUACUUAAGUGGUUAGCUCUGGGUUUCUGCAAAUAUUUCACAAGUUUUUGGACAAUCUUGGAUUUUAUAAUCGUUUUCGUAUCGACAUUUAGCCUGUUGAUAGAAGAGAACGAGAACCUGAAAGUGUUGAGGUCGCUGAGGACUCUGCGAGCACUGAGACCACUGAGAGCCAUAUCCCGAUGGCAAGGCAUGAGGAUCGUAGUGAACGCGUUGAUGUAUGCGAUACCCAGUAUAUUCAACGUGCUCCUCGUCUGUCUCGUGUUCUGGCUGAUAUUUUCUAUUAUGGGUGUACAAUUUUUCGGCGGCAAGUUUUUCAAAUGUAUCGAUGAGAACGGAGAAUUGUUAGAUAUAUCGGUUAUAAACACGAAGGACGAUUGCUUAAGGACGAACUACUCAUGGGAGAACAGUAAAAUAACGUUCGAUCACGUUGGGAUCGCUUACCUGGCUCUGUUUCAAGUAGCCACCUUCGAAGGCUGGAUGGAAGUGAUGCAGGACGCCGUUGACGCUAGAGGCGUUGACCUGCAACCUCAGAGAGAGGCAAACAUUUAUGCGUAUUUCUACUUUGUGAUAUUCAUUGUCUGCGGCUCAUUUUUUACACUGAACCUCUUUAUCGGAGUUAUUAUAGACAACUUUAACAUGCUGAAGAAAAAGUACGAAGGUGGAGUGUUAGAAAUGUUUUUGACCGAAAGUCAAAAGCACUACUACACUGCCAUGAAAAAACUCGGCCGUAAAAAGCCUCAAAAGGUGAUAAAGCGUCCGAUGAAUCAGAUACUCGCAAUGUUUUACGACCUAUCGAAUUCGCGCAGAUUCGAAAUAGCAAUUUUCAUUUUGAUAUUUCUCAACAUGCUGACUAUGGGAAUCGAGCAUUACGAUCAGCCCCAUCCGAUUUUCUUCGUCCUCGAAGUGUCCAAUGCGUUUUUCACCACUGUUUUUGGAUUAGAAGCGAUCGUCAAGAUAAUAGGACUCCGUUAUCAUUAUUUCACGGUGCCCUGGAAUUUGUUCGACUUCCUCCUAGUGCUGGCUUCAAUUCUAGGAAUAUUAAUGGAGGACAUUAUGGUAGACUUCCCAGUGUCCCCGACGCUCCUGCGAGUAGUGAGAGUGUUCAGAAUCGGUAGAAUCUUAAGGCUAAUCAAAGCUGCUAAAGGUAUUCGCAAACUGCUCUUCGCUCUGGUAGUCAGUCUUCCAGCGCUGUUCAACAUCGGCGCACUUUUAGCCCUGAUUACUUUUAUUUACGCCAUCAUCGGCAUGUCGAUCUUUGGCCACGUUAGAAAACAAGGCGCGCUUGACGACAUGGUAAAUUUUGAGACUUUUGGUAGAAGCAUGCAAUUACUAUUUCGAUUAAUGACAUCAGCUGGUUGGAACGAUGUUUUGGAAUCGCUGAUGGUACAACCGCCGGACUGUGACCCGACCCCCACCUCCCGGCAGUUGAACGGAAAUUGCGGAUAUCCCCUCCUGGCAAUAACAUAUUUUACUUCCUUCAUCAUAAUCAGUUAUAUGAUCGUUAUCAACAUGUACAUCGCCAUUAUCCUCGAGAACUUUAAUCAGGCUCAUCAAGAGGAGGAGAUCGGUAUCGUCGAAGACGAUUUAGAAAUGUUCUACAUACGGUGGUCCAAGUACGACCCACAUGCGACACAAUUUAUAAAUUUCUCGCAGUUGAGCGAUUUCAUAGCAAGCCUAGACCCACCCUUAGGAAUAUCGAAGCCAAACAUGGUGGCGUUGGUUAGCUUCAAUCUUCCUAUCGCGAAGGGUAAUAAGAUUCAUUGUCUGGACAUUCUCCACUCACUUGUCAAGCACGUUCUCGGACACGUCGAGGAGUCCGAGGACUUCCGAAAGUUACAGGAACAGAUGGACAUUAAGUUUAAGAAACAGUUCCCGACGCGCAAGGAACUCGAGAUCGUUUCAUCGACGAGGAUGUGGAAGCGUCAGGACAAAGCAGCUAGAUUGAUUCAACGCACUAUCAGAGAAUAUAUAACAGCGAGAAAGGAACGCGAAAGAAUGGCCCAGGAAGUGGAUUCGCAGACGCAGACGUCGAGUCCUGGGGGCGGAAACGAGGGUAGAGGCGGCGGUGGCUGGAGUGGCAAAGUAUCGGCCUUUCUACACGUGCAUAGAGGUAGUCGAGCGAGUAGUCGCAAGUCCUCGAGGGCCAGCGACGCCAGUGAUUUCAGCGAACUUGGUGCCGCGUCGGCAUGGCUUUUUCCAAAUUUGCCUUUGCUGUUGCUCCCCGGCGCCACCGGUACUCAUGAGGACCUGCUUCCUCCUGCUCUAACCAUAUCACGCCCCUCGCCGACCACGGAACAACAGUCGUUUGCCGGCUCCGCCGUUGCGAGCCCCACUUCCUCCGAUGUACACAACAGACUCGCGAUUCGCAGAUCAAUCGCAGGGCCGACUCUCGGCAGACAGGACGCGGUUGAGAGUUACCCCGACGAGGAAGUCCCCAGUCUUCCCACAAAGCGCAGAUCACUUCCACUGAGCGCCACAACGCUCUCCCUCAAUACCUUGCAUCGCGACAUCAAAGAAGCGUUCAGUAGACGUUGCGGUAGCCUUCGAAAGAAACAUCAACCGACGCCCGAACAUCAAGCACCGCUGCCAAUCGAAUCUACCGACGUAAGCAUACUCGUCACAGAACCUAGCCCGGAGAAUUCAGCGCCGCCGUCGAGGCCUGCGAUCCUUAGACGACAAUCUACCGCCACAGUCGUUCAUGUUGUUGUGCACCGCGAGAGCGAGGAGUACCAAGAGACGCAAACCGACGACACCAGUUGAUCUUAAAUUGUUGUGCUCGAUACAUCCUCCGUAACAAUUUUAACCAAUAGGCCGAUAAACUUUCGGGAGCCUUUCGUUAUUAUCACGUUACAGAGACCUCGUUAUCUUUACCGGUUCUUUCUCCUCUACCUCUUUGUUUCAAGGUACUCCCUUGUCGUCACCCAAACGCUCUUACCGUUUUCAUUACGCUUCGGAAACUUUGACUAAAUUGUACCGUACGAUCGCGAUGAUUUGUUGAAUUCGAUCCGAAUAAUGCACCCGUUCCGUUCGAGAAAGUAAUAUUCUUCGACUCGAUUCUAGAAAUUAGCGUUAUAUUCUACUCUUAUCAUUAGUACGUCUAUUGUUCUCGAUGAGCUUCGAUCAUUUUACUACGCGGUAGUUUAGUUUAAAGUUAAAUAGAUAUUGAGAUCAAAUGUAUGACAUGAGUACCAUGUGUACAUGAUUGUUACACUGCGGAGCAUAACUAUACGUAACUAUACAUAUUGUGACUUUGAGUUGGCGUUAAAUAGUAUAGAUUGAACCUGGCAGGAUCGUCGAGAUUAAAUUUGUUUCGUAUCAAAAUAUAACGUAGAUUAAGAUUAUUGUUGAAUUACUCGAAGUUUUAUUAUUCUCUAAUUGUACUUGUACGAUCGUACACGAUACGCGAAGAGUAUGACGAAGAGACCAAGGUUUUCCUUGAAUCGUCGCUCUUAUUUAUUGAUCAACCCUUUGCACUCGAGAGGUGACUCUCGCCAUUAGGUUUCACAGAGCAAAUCUACAGUACCCAAAGUUCUUAGGUUCGAUUUCUUUGGCGGUGACCUUGUUCUAAAAUCUCGAUAGCUUAGAACUCACAGCAAUAGAAUGUUAAGAAGGAUCUCGAGUUGCUGGUAGAUACAAGAGAAAAAAGGCCUCGAGUGCAAAGGAUUGAUACAAAACUCCUUAGAACUCACGGCAAUAGAAUGUUAAGAGCGUCUCUCUAAGAAGCAUCUCGAGUUGCUGGCAGAUACCAGAGAAAAAAGGCCUCGAGUGCAAAGGAUUGAUACAAAACUCCUUAGAACUCACGGCAAUAGAAUGUUAAGAGCAUCUCUCUAAGAAGCAUCUCGAGUUGCUGGUAGAUACCAGAGAAAAAAGGCCUCGAGUGCAAAGGGUUGAUACAAAACUCCUUAUUUAUCGUAUCCUCGUACCGUUUACCUUUUUCCAUUCCUCCUUAAAAGUCAAAAAUGUAGAUGCUGCUAUGCUCCACAGUGUACUCGCUCGAAUAUUACUCGAAAUUCGCAUUCUUACAUCA
Hylaeus volcanicus is the source of this 9847-nucleotide messenger RNA. It is a transcript of the gene NaCP60E, whose product is annotated as sodium channel protein 60E. Gene Ontology annotation, biological process: membrane depolarization during action potential; sodium ion transmembrane transport; neuronal action potential. The transcript is spliced from 21 exons. The record is from RefSeq and is a predicted model, not a curated record. Lineage: Eukaryota; Metazoa; Arthropoda; Insecta; Hymenoptera; Colletidae. Bases 1081 to 8580 code for a protein of 2499 amino acids. Gene Ontology annotation, molecular function: voltage-gated sodium channel activity. Gene Ontology annotation, cellular component: plasma membrane; voltage-gated sodium channel complex.